Aspergillus nidulans FGSC A4 is the source of this 627-nucleotide messenger RNA. Its product is annotated as protein get1. Lineage: Eukaryota; Fungi; Ascomycota; Eurotiomycetes; Eurotiales; Aspergillaceae. Gene Ontology annotation, biological process: tail-anchored membrane protein insertion into ER membrane; establishment of protein localization to membrane; protein insertion into ER membrane. Bases 1 to 627 code for a protein of 208 amino acids. The record is from RefSeq and is a predicted model, not a curated record. The transcript is spliced from 3 exons. Gene Ontology annotation, cellular component: endoplasmic reticulum; GET complex; endoplasmic reticulum membrane.
AUGAUCUCCCUUAUUUGGACGAUAUUCAUUCUCCAUAUCGCCAUUUUUCUCGUGAACACGAUCGGUGCGGCGACAAUUGACAACUUGCUAUGGCUCCUCUACCUUAAGCUCCCGACGUCGCUGUACCAAACCGCCCAGGAACAAACCAAGCUGAAGCGCGAAGUCGUCCAGCUCAAGCGGGACAUGAACAAUACAAGCUCGCAAGAUGAAUUUGCAAAGUGGGCGAAGCUGCGGCGCCGACAUGAUAAGGCGUUGAGUGAAUAUGAGGCUUUGAGUAUGCUUCCACUCUCAUUUAGUUCUCUAUUCUACCAGAAGCUCUCCUCGCAGAAAGGUUCCUUUGACUGGUUCGUCAAAAUCGCCCGCUGGCUCAGCACGACCGGUCUCAAGAUCUUCAUCCAAUUCCGAUACUCGAAAACGCCUGUCUUUGAACUCCCCGGCGGCUGGCUUCCUUACCCUGUGGAGUGGGUGCUAGCCUUCCCUCGCGCUCCGCAAGGUUCGGUGAGCGUCCAGGUUUGGAACAGUGUAUGCGCGACGGCGGUUACAGUUAUUGCUGAGAUUAUUACGGGCCUGGCCUUACAAGUCAAGGGCAGCGCACAGGCCGUCCCGGCUACGGCUAAGAAGGCAUAA